AUGGCGAAGAAGAACCAAUUGAAGAAUGAGUAUUUGUGGCUGGCCUCAGUCUGGUCUGCCUCGUCAAACUGGUCGGCUCCGAAGGAGGAGACGCACGGCUUGAUGCCGCCGGUGCCAACGGCGAUGAGGGCGAGAGAGAGCAUAAAUGCAGGAGAAGGUGAUAAUUGUCUGAAAGCGGCCCAAAUAGGCGUCGGCCAUGAAAGCCCCAAACAAGGUGAGUAUGUAGGCGGCGCCCACCCAAUUUCCGACGUGCGCGGCCGCCUCCGGCAGAGGCUGGUGCAUCUCUCCGACCAAGUAAGCCACCAUGUUCACCGCAAUCGAGAAAAACGCAAACCUCUCCGCCACCUCAUUCACUAA
This is a messenger RNA of Striga asiatica, 357 nucleotides long. The record is from the annotation of a GenBank genome assembly. Lineage: Eukaryota; Viridiplantae; Streptophyta; Magnoliopsida; Lamiales; Orobanchaceae.